UUUGAGCAUGAACAACUUUUCUUUUGCAUCCAUCCCUGAGUUCAUUGGUUCUCUAAUGCACUUGGAGUACCUUAACCUCUCCAAGGCUUGGUUCAGCGGACCCAUUCCUCGCCAGAUUGGAAAUCUCUCGGGCCUGCGCUAUCUAGAUCUUCAGGGUGGGUACCCUUUCCUCGACAAAUGGAGUGCGUACCCUCAAUAUUAUCCAAUAGCUCUACGUGUUAAUGACCUUCAAUGGCUCUCCGGAAUCCUCUCUCUGCAAUACCUGGACUUGAGUUUUGCUCACCUCUCCAUGGCAUCAAAUUGGCUUCAUGAAAUCAAUAUGCACCCUUCUCUGUUAAUCUUGAAAUUGCGUAAUACUGGACUUCCUGGUAUUCCUUCUGCUCUACAGCAUGUAAACUUCACUUCUCUCGCCGUGCUCGAUCUCUCUUACAAUGCUAUUUCUGCCGUCCCCCAUUGGCUACUUAAUAUUAGUAGCCUUGUUCAACUUGAUCUCGAAGGUUGUUUAUUUCAUGGGAGGUUAUCAAUUGUAGCAGAUAUGUUGGAGAAUCUCAACCAUCUAAAGCAUUUGGAUCUCUGUCGGAACCAAAUUGCUGGAGGCAUUUCACAAUCUUUGUGGAAUAAUGAGCACCUGGAGUAUUUAGAUUUAUCUGAAAACCAAAUUACUGGGAAUGCUGCAAAAAUGUUUGGGAAUCUUAGCCAACUGACGUUCUUGGCAUUGGUUGGCAAUCAAAUUAGCGGUGAAAUUUCAGAAAGCAUGGGAAAUCUUAGCCAUCUAGAGGCUUUAUAUUUGUCUGAAAAUAGAAUUAGCGGAGAAAUCCCAAAAGGCAUGGGGAACAUCCUCAACUUGGAGGAAUUGGAUUUGUCCUAUAACCAGAUCAAAGGAUGUAUACCAGAAGAAAUAUUGGAGACUUCUAGACAACUGAGGCGCUUAUAUUUGGGAGGCAAUCAAAUUAGCGGAGAAAUACCAAAAAGCAUGUGGAACCUCCUUAACUUGCAGCUAUUGGAUUUGUCCUCUAAUCAUAUCAGGGGAUGGAUACCGGAAACUAUUGGAAACUUGGUUCACUUGCAGCUAUUAAAUUUGUCAUUUAAUAAUAUUACCGGGCAAAUACCAGAAAGUUUGGGCAAGUUAUCUGAACUCGAAACGUUGGAUUUGUCUUCCAACUCCUUCACAGGAUACUUGACUGAAGUGCACUUUUCCAACCUCACAAGAUUAGAUUUUUUGGAUCUAUCUUACAACUCCUUGGACAUAAUCUCGAGUGACAGUUGGAUUCCGUGUUUCAAUGCUUUGUCUAUUUAUAUGAGCUCUUGCCAUGUGGGACCUAAAUUUCCGGCCUGGCUUCAAACCCAGACAAAUUUGUUUAUGUUGCGCCUAAAUGAAGCUGGAAUUUCAGACAAGAUUCCAUCAUGGUUCUGGAAGAUGGAUAUAUAUUACCUCAAUUUAUCGCAUAAUUGUAUGGAAGGACAGCUACCAAGUUCUCUAGGGAGCCAUCUUUAUGCAUAUCUUGACCUGAGCUCCAAUUGCUUUUCUGGUCCGAUACCAAAUCUGAAGGCUCAGUACAUGAUUCUCUCCAAUAAUUCUUUUUCUGGACCCAUUUCCUUGAGCUUUUUGAAAAGCCCUAUAGUACUCUCUUUAUCCCACAACCAUUUAAAUGGAAGUAUCCCGCAGUUGCGUUUUAAUCAGACUUACUUGAGGGUCCUUGACCUCUCCAAUAAUGAGUUAUCUGGAGGAUUUCCGGAUAGCUGGAUUUGCAAUUGGACUUUUUUAGAGGUUCUUGACCUCUCCAAUAAUGAGUUAUCUGGAGGAUUUCCAGACUGCUGGAGUCCACCACAUCUAAGAAUCCUUGAUGUUCCAAAAAAUAGAAAAGUAGAAGAUACUUCCAGCAUAUUGGCAUAUCCUAUUGAACUCCAAUCUUUGCACAUGAGAAAUAAUCGAUUAUCUGGUAAAUUUCCUUCCUUCUUGAGACUCUGUAAAAAACUGGUUGUUCUUGAUCUUGGUGAAAAUAGAUUCUCGGGCAACAUUCCCACAUGGAUUGGAGAAAGCCUCUCAUCUCUAAGAGUACUUCGUCUAAGAUCGAAUUCUUUUAAUGGUAAUAUUCCAAUGCAAAUAUCGGGUUUGUCUUCUCUUCAGGUUUUGGACUUAGCAUGCAACAAUUUUUCAGGAAAUCUGCCAUCAUCCUUUGGAAAUUUUUCUAGAAUGGCUGAGAUACAAGAAAGAAGCCGACCGAUGCUAGGUAUGAUCACGCUGUCAUUUUACCAUGAGAGUCUAUUGAUAAUUACAAAAGGAUUGGAACUUGAGUACACUAGCGUGCUUUUACUGGUUACAAGCAUUGACCUAUCACAUAAUAAUAUUUCUGGAGAGAUCCCAAAUGAAAUGACAAAUCUUCAUGGAUUGCAUUUCUUGAACUUUUCUGGGAAUCAUUUCAUUGGAAAAAUUCCAAAAAAUAUUUGUGACAUGAGGCAGUUGGAAUCACUCGAUUUAUCAAUGAAUUAUCUUUCUGGCCAAAUUCCCCAAACCAUGCUUGCUUUGAAUUACUUAAGCAAUUUAAACUUGUCAUAUAACAACUUGUCGGGAAGAAUUCCAUUUGGGAACCAAUUUCUGACCUUCAAUGAUCCCUCCAUCUAUAUCGGCAAUCAUUAUCUUUGUGGACAGCCCCUGCCAGAAUGCCCUAUUAAUGCAUCUGCACAUAAAGAAGAGGAAGAAGUAGAUGAAGAUGACUAUGAGACAAUAUGGAUUUAUGGCAGCUCGGCAUUGGGAUUUAUCAUUGGAUUUUGGGGUUUUGUUGGCAUGAUGCUAGUCAAAAAGGAUACCAGGAUUGCUUAUCUUCGAUUCCUUGACAGAAUAUGUGAUUAUGUUUAUACAGAAUCAGCAAAAAAAUUUGCCAAGUUGAAGCUUGUAUGAGGAAGAGCAGCCACAAGCAUGGCUAAGCAGUUGUAGAUGGUGCUGCGAUUGUAGUACGAUCUCUCUUUAUAUAUCUGAAUGAUGGUGGGCACACCUUCAAUCUAAAUAUGUAUGGAUCAAAACUUAAGAGCUUUUUGAAUUAUUAUUCCUUUAGUUGUUUUGCUGCUUGUAUAUUGUUCGCUAUCUAUAUUUACUUCCAUUUUGCUUAUAAAUAAAAUAAUAUCUAA
Messenger RNA from Elaeis guineensis (African oil palm), 3126 nucleotides. The record is from RefSeq and is a predicted model, not a curated record. Lineage: Eukaryota; Viridiplantae; Streptophyta; Magnoliopsida; Arecales; Arecaceae.